Molecule: messenger RNA, 921 nt
Organism: Trichoplax adhaerens
Lineage: Eukaryota; Metazoa; Placozoa; Uniplacotomia; Trichoplacea; Trichoplacidae
Exons: 1
Coding region: 1-921 (306 amino acids)
Source: RefSeq, a predicted model, not a curated record
AUGGGUCUACUCUACGCCGUCAUUGGGGUACUUUGGGCUCGAAGUUGUCGCAGUAAAGUCCGAUUAGACAACAAGGUCACCAUCAUUACAGGAGGAAACACUGGUAUUGGCAAGGAAACUGCGAUCGAUUUCGCUAAAAGAGGGGCUAGAGUUAUUCUCGCAUGUAGGAACGAAACAAAAGGUGAAAGUGCCGCUCAAGACAUUCGUCAAGCCACUGGCAAUGACAACGUUGUGUUCAAACAUUUAGAUUUGGCAUCGUUUAAGUCUAUUCGAAGUUUUGCUGAAGAUAUUAAUAAAAAUGAGAAAAGUCUGGAUAUUUUAGUUAAUAAUGCCGGUGUAGCAUGUGAAAGGCAAUUAACCGAAGAUGGUUUAGAAAUGAUUAUGGGUGUCAAUCAUUUCGGUCAUUUUUUGUUAACCAAUCUAGUAUUGGAUAAAAUUAAAGAAAGUAAAAAUAGUCGUAUUGUAGUCGUGGCGUCUUGGGGCCACUCACUCAUACGAUCCAUUAAUUUUGAUGAUAUUCAAAAUGAGAAAGAUUUUAAUUACCUCAACGUCUACUGUCAAAGCAAGUUGGCUAAUGUCUAUUUCACUCGAGAGCUUGCCAAAAGACUCGAAGGACAUGGUAUCCUUGUCAAUACAUUACAUCCAGGGUCGGUGAGAACUGAAAUUUUUAGACAUAUGAAUCCAUGCACCAAGCUAGUUGGAUAUCCAGUGGCCUUGAUGUUUUUUAAAUCAGCCAAACAAGGCGCUCAAACAACCAUUCAACUUGCUGUUUCUGAGGAAAUUAAUGGCAUGACUGGCCUAUAUUUUGAAAAUUGUAGACCGGUACAGAUGAAGCCUCAUGCUCUUGAUGACGAAGCAGCCAAAAGAUUAUGGAAAUUAAGUGAAGAAAUGACUGGUUUAGCACCACCACAAUCACUGUAA